This is a messenger RNA of Peronospora matthiolae, 1416 nucleotides long. The record is from the annotation of a GenBank genome assembly. Lineage: Eukaryota; Oomycota; Peronosporomycetes; Peronosporales; Peronosporaceae.
AUGAGGCUAACGCCCAUACGGCGAUUCCAUGCACUCAACGCCACUGCAACUCGCCGCUUCUUCAGCACUGCAGAGCCAUCCGCCGCUCGUUUGACGGAAAAGGUACGGACUAGUGACGACUCUUUCGACAAGUUGACGUCGGCUGCGCAACCCCGAGAGACCGAUGGGUACAUCCACCGUCCAGUGACGUACCCCCUGAAGCAGAUUAAGGUGGUGCUGCUGGAGAAUAUCCACCCGCGAGCCAAAGAGGUCUUUGAGCGGGAAGGGUACACUGUCGAGACCUAUAAGCCCGCUUUGUCCGGACAGGAGCUGGCUCGGAUCGGUGGAGACGCGCACGUUUUAGGGAUCCGGUCCAAGACGCAGCUGGAUGCGGAUUUCUUCCGGACGAUUGGCUGGCACGCCCAUCGACUCUGGGCUGUCGGGUGCUUUUGCAUUGGCACCAAUCAAGUCGCGCUCUCGGACGCGGCUGCCACGGGCAUUCCCGUGUUCAAUGCCCCUUUUUCCAACACGCGGUCGGUUGCGGAGAAAACGCUGAGUGAGAUCAUUGCUCUGCAUCGGAAGCUCUUUCUCCGCUCGACGGAACUGCACCAAGGCAUUUGGACCAAGUCAGCUACUGGAGCUCACGAAGUGCGUGGAACGACGCUCGGCAUUGUCGGCUACGGACGCAUUGGCUCGCAGGUUUCCGUGCUUGCAGAACUCCUUGGUAUGAAGGUGGUGUUUUAUGACCCUAUCAAGUGUCUGCCGCUGGGAAAUGCCCAACAGGUGAAUUCGCUGCAGGAGCUGCUGAGGAUAUCGGAUGCAGUGACGCUCCACGUGCCAGCGACGUCAGCCACGAAAGAGAUGAUUAACCGAGAGACGAUUGCUAUGAUGAAACAGGGAGCGCUGCUCGUGAACAAUGCGCGAGGCACUGUUAUUGAUAUUGACGCCGCAAAAGAGGCUGUGGAGAGCGGCCAGAUUGCUGGCAUGGCAGUGGAUGUUUUUCCCAAGGAACCGGCAAAGAAUGGAGAGCCAUUUGAUACGCCCUUGCGUGGGUUGCCGAACGUGAUCCUUACGCCCCACAUCGGAGGCAGCACGGAGGAGGCCCAGGGCAACAUUGCCGUUGAAGUGGCCUCCAAGUUGGUGCGGUACAUCAAUGAAGGUUCCACGACGACGUCGACCAACACGCCGGAGAUCGACAUGCUCCCGAUUCGAAACAACUCGAUGCGUAUCUUGCACAUGCACCAAAAUGUGCCUGGCGUGCUGAGCAAGAUUCACGCAGUGCUUUCCGACUAUGGCAUCAACGUGACGUCGCAGUAUUUGCAGUCAGAUCCUCGGCACGGCUACAUCGCACUCGAAGUGGAAAAGUUCCAUGCCAAGGUGGUAAAGCGCGAUCUCGAAAAGAUCAAGGAGACGAUUUUCUUGCGUACGGUCAUUUAA